Molecule: messenger RNA, 1930 nt
Organism: Mizuhopecten yessoensis (Yesso scallop)
Lineage: Eukaryota; Metazoa; Mollusca; Bivalvia; Pectinida; Pectinidae
Product: NXPE family member 4-like
Exons: 4
Coding region: 60-1703 (547 amino acids)
Source: RefSeq, a predicted model, not a curated record
UGAAGUAUGUUGUAAGGUGUGUAUUUACUGGGCUGGCGAUUUCUGUGCUUGCACUCGUGAUGGCGUGGAACUUUGUCCCUUUUAUGCACCGUGAUGAUCCAUCGGUCCGACACUUUGAUGUGCCGCUCAGUUUAUUAGAUACACGAACGAUCUCUACCCAUCCAGCAGUGCUGAGUCAGGAAAUCUUCAAUAGGGCCGUCCAGGCUAUCCCCGAUUCCGAUUAUGCUGCUUCCGUAUCUAGAAAUGUUUUGUCAUCUUAUGAAGCAUACUUGUCCAUCAACGACGAUAUCGAUUUAAGAAGCAUUGCAAGCAAUACCUAUUCCAUACAAAUACUUGCUGUAAAUCAGGAAGUAUAUUCACUCGGAGAUUUGAUCAGGGUGCGAAUCAUGCUCUUUGAUGGAUAUGGGAAACCCCUAACAUAUGGUGGAGAUAUUCUUAGAAUUUGGCUAACAACUCCAUCCAAGAACGCUAGCGCAAAUGGCUACGUCAUUGAUCACGGGAACGGAUCAUAUACAGGUCACGUGAGGGCAUUAUGGACAGGUAGUUGUGUCAUAAAGACGUCAAUAGCUGCAACUAAACAACACAUUGCGGUUGUUCAUAAAUUUAUUGAGAAACACGGAUUACUGCAUGACAUGGCUGCCGGAUUUAACAAAAAUGACCUUCAAGAACGAACCCCGUGUAAUGUGAAACCGAGCGUGUUUGGACUGACGGAUGUAUGUAAUUUUACAAAAGAAAAUUACGGUCUCAACUGGUAUUGUGAAAAACCAAGAAAUCCCAAACUGACUUGUCAAGAUUGGACAACUGUGCAAGGACAUCGCGAAGACCAUUUAAAUGAAGUUGAGAGAAAGAUUGCCAGGUUCUACAAGCACAUGCUGUUGAGGGAAAGUCCGACAAUCAAGACAAAGGGAGAUGGGACGUAUGUUCCGUCAGUCGAUCUACCAUGUAGCAAGAGACCAAAUAAGGAGACGUGGCUCGAGGAAUCCCCUGUUGGGUUUUAUUAUAAAAAUCAAUGGCACAAUCGAGGCUGCAAAAGUACGUUCAUACCUUCCAAGAUGUCGUAUGAGAACUGCCUGCGUGAUCAGUUCCUGUUUUUUAUUGGUGAUUCGAAUAUCCGCUCAUGGUUCGAUCAGAUACAGCAAACGUUAAAUAUGGUCAUAGCGGCAAAUACAGAAGGACAGAAGAGAGGACCAUGGUUCAGCUUGCGGAGAGCUGACCGAACCGACUUAAAUCUAAGUCUGGUGUGGGCCGUUCACGAGUUGCCUUUCUAUACCGGAGGUCAUUCACCAAGGGAAUAUAUCAAGUCCAUGGCUUGGCACAUAGACCGCAUUCCGUAUAUGAAAAAGUUGACAAUCGUAAUACAUAAUAUGAUGCACUUAGCUAGAACCCCACCAUCUGAAUUUCGUGCGCACGUGCGGGAUGUUAGAUUUGCGAUUGGUCGACUUUUUAAACGAGUACCAGAAGCAAGGUUGUUCAUAAAAGGACCUCACUCUGCUACUUAUGUAAACCUUUUUAAACCUUUGGAUUUCAUAAGAAAGGUCCAAGAACAAGUUUUCUUUGAAGAAUUGAUUGAAUUCCAUGAUAAGAUAACUUAUUUGAAUUUGUGGGAUAUGACAACAUGUAUAGAAAACGUCAACGUCCACCCUGGUCCAUCGACCGUUAGGGAUAUGAUCAGUUACUUUAUGUCGUAUUUGUGUGACAGAUAAUGGCGUCAGAUUUAUCAUGGUGGCCGAUUCUAAAGAUAGAAGGGCAACGUGUUUGCAAUGCUUACAGUCGUUAGUCCCGUUUGCAACUCCAUAUUAUACUAGACAAUAGCGUUACUUACAAUUUAAUACUAUAGUUUUGUUGUCUAGUAUACAUUAACCAUUUUCUCUAAGUUGACAGAGAAAUCGAUCCCAAGCAAGGCAAAUUUGCUCAUUCCCCAUUUCAACUU